CGCGUGCUUGACAGGCUGCUGAUUGACAACAGGUGAACGUGAGUUCCACGUCAGAAACACAGAGCUCAGGACAUCAGCGUGGGGUUAAAUACGUGAUGAGAGGACGGUAACAGAAAGGGCAACGUUUUUAUCACAUUCGUUUGUCAUUCUCUGGUGUCUUUAUCCUAACACAAGGCAGCAGACAGACCGCAUUAUUCCUCAGCCUUAAACCAAACAAGGCUUUUUACCUCGCUCUGCGGCAGUUUGUUUACGAGAUUCUGUUGGUUUGAAAUCCUCCGACGGGCAUGUCUACCAAGGGAUACAGCUGAAAGCUGAUUAGAAAGCCAAGGUUACCAUGAUGAUUUCUUCUCCUUCCGCUGCUUCUGAUGUCCUGGGUGGAACUACACUGAGAGAAGAAACCUAACGCACACAGGUGUCGUCUGAUUGGUCCUUCAUUCCACUGUGAAGACUUGUCAACCAAUCAGCAUCUGCUUGGCAGCGUCUCUGCAGCAGAUUUCUGCUUCAGUUGGGACAGAGCACAACAAGACAGACAGAAAGAGAGAGAGAGAGGGUGAAGAUCAAGGUUCACCACAGCUGAAUUUGGGAUUCUGCACAAGUGAUCUCCAGCAUGGAGGUGCCCAGGAGGCCACAGCCCUCCUCCUUCACACUGCCUCUCCCUAAACCGGCCUCAUCUGCCCUGUCUCCCCUCGGAGCUGUAGAGAAGAUCGCCAAGAAAGAUCCGUUAAAAGAGAAGCUCCAUGAGAAGGAGGAUGGAACCGUAGAGAAAGAUCAGUUUGGAGAAGAGACGUUCAGUACAGAGGAGGAGUCGGACGUGUCUGGGUUUGUGGAUGCACCAGCUGAGACCUCAGAACUUGUAGAUACAGAUGCUUCCACUGUGGAAACAAAUUUAAGACUUUCCUCACAGGAUAGCUUCUCAGAGGAGAGCUCAAUAUCAGAGGAGAGAUUUGCAGAGGAGGCAAAAGAGGCCAAAAAGAAGUCUCAAGAGGAGGAAGCAGCAGCUAAAGAGAGGGCAGCCCAGAGACAGAUGCUGGCCAUAGAGGAACUGGUCCAGUCUGAGAGGAAUUACCUUCGACUGCUGCAAGUUAGCACUGUGACCAUCAAGAGCAACCUACAGAAACUACAGCCGCCUCUAGCCAACCUGGACAGCAUGUUUCUCUACAUAGAGGAUGUGAUGGACGUAUCAAGUCGACUCCUCAGCCUGCUGGACCACAAGCAGGUUCAGCCUGGAGACCCUCUCUUCCUGGAGACACUCUGUGAUUCGUUCCUCAGCAUGUCUUCAGACAUUGAGUCAGCCUAUAAGGAAUACCUGGCCAACUAUAACAAUGUUACAGUGCUGGAGAACAGCUACAAACAGAAGGAGGCGCUCUGGAACGAGAUUGUCAGAGUCAUCAAGGCCUCAGCGCCUGAAGUAAACGCCACCUCUCUGAGUUUCUUUUUGGUGAUGCCGGUGCAGCGGAUCGCACGCUACCCCCUCCUCCUGCAGACCAUCCAGAAACACACUGACAGAACUCACCCAGCGUAUGCACUUCUGGAGCAGACCGCUCACACCUCCAUCGCCUUAAACUGUCGCAUCAAUGAGUACAAACGCUUCAGAGAAGUUGCUGACAAAUACAAGAAGACAGAAACCCUGACCAUAAAGGACAAGAUCAACCGCCUCAACACCCACAGCAUCGCAAAGAAGACAUCGAGGAUCAGCCAGCACAUCAAACAUGAGACUGGAAUAGCACCUAAGCUGGUGGAUGAGGAGUUUGACGCCCUUGAAGGUUUCUUUUAUGUUCUGGAGCAUGGGAUCCUGGAGCUCCUUGAGAACGUGGAGACGUACCUACACCACCUGCAGGGGUUCCUGGCCUGCAAAACAGAGGAGUUUGACUUGGAUAUGGAUGGAGAGAAGGCACCUAUUUGCUACAAGGAGAUCACUACUGCUCUCAGACAGUGGAUUCUUCCAACAUUUGAGAAGAGGAUGAGGACGUUAAUCCACAAGCCGCUGUGUGCGCUCCGUGACCUCCUGGUGGGCCCGCGGAACCUGAUCAGGAAAAGGCUGGACAAGCUGCUCGACUACGAAGUGAUUUGUGACAAAUCCAAUCUGAGCUUUGAGGAACAGGAGGUGGCCAACACAUACAGGACAAUCAACACGUUGCUCCUCAAUGAGCUUCCUCAGUUUAAUGGUUUGGCUCUGCAGAUGAUCUGGAGCAUGUUGGGGACGUUCAGCUGUCUGCAUAAAGACCUCGCCUCAGACAUGGAGCAACUGUUCCAGAGCUUUGCACAACAGCUCCCUCACAGCACUCUCGACCCCAGUGCAUUCUGGGGUUGGGCCGAGUCUGCAGUGCUGGAAGGUGCGAGGCGACUGGAGACUUUGUGUCAAAGUGUAGAGGACACGCUUAAUGCGCCCGCUGUCCAGCCUCUGAGUCCAUCCUCUCAGCGGCGUCUAAAGCAGCUAACAGAUAAGCAUGGUUCUGGAAAGAUCUACCAGGUGAUGGGGACGGUGGUGGGCAGCCGGGACCUGGACCUGAACCUGGCCAAAGGGGAGCUGGUGGCCAUUAUCAGUGAGGCAGAUAGCCGUGGAGACAAACGAAGAUGGCUGGUCGAUGCAGGAGGCAGAAGAGGGUACGCUCCUUCCUCCAAGCUGCUUCGCUAUCACCAGCCAACAGAGGACCCGCCCCCUUCGCCGCACCUGAUCCUGCACGAGGGCGUGACAGGAAUCAGAAGACACUCCUACACGCCAGAGGGACGGCCACUGACGGUCAUGAGCCGGCCGUUCUUCCAGGUGUUUGCAGCCUAUGACUUCAAAGCGAGAGGAAACCAUGAAGUUUCUGUUUGGUCUGGCGAGCCAGUUCGUGUCCUGGAGCCCCACGACAAACGAGGGAACCCUGAGUGGAGUCUUGUGGAGGCGAGAGGUGGGCAGAGAGGCUACGUGCCCUCCAACUACCUCACAAUCAUGCCUAUGGGGAAUGGGCCACCUGGCACAUACCAGCCCUACUCCUAGGAGGGAAGAAAGGAAGGAGAGGACAAACAGCAGCAUGAACAGUAUCAGCAUGUACAGUAUGACAAGGGUUUCAUCAAUACCGUCUUUAGAAAGCUUGCAGCACUAUUUUUAUAAUGAAGCUGCAUCUGCUUCUCAAAUAGCAUGUAUCUACAUAGUGACUAUCAGUUAUUUUGAUUUUCACUGUCAAAAUCAGUGUUUAAGACAUUAAAUACAAUAGUUUGAUGGCCACAGUGUUAGAACAAAAAAUUCCAGAUUCUGUUGACUUCUUUUUUUCAGUUUUACAGAUUGAAUUUUUAAAUGUAUCCUCAUCUCUUUUCACAAAAGUGCCCUCCAAAGUGGAGAAGACACAAGUCUCACACAAUGUUGUAGACAAACUAAUUUGAGCUUAAAAACACUGACAUCUGACUGUAAUGUCAUCCAAACUCUAGCUAAACAUUAAAAAAUUGUUUGACGGUGCAACAGUGUGAAAGCCAGAAAGCCACUUGGCAGAAAACGCGAAAAGCUGUUGGCUCAAGCGGCUGGAACAUGUGCAAAAGAGAAUAUAUAUACAUUUGUGCUGCUGGUGUGACGUUUCAAUGUGGAUGGUAAACCUGUAAAAGAAUCAAAAUUUUUAGUGUGUGAGGAUAACCUUUUAAUAUAUCAUCAGUGUUUCAAAGAUUUUCUGCUUUACUGUGGACAUGGCCCUACAUAAUCCCUGUCCUUACUAGUGUUAAUAUUUGUGACACACUGGAAAAAAUGAAGGAAGCUGUAGCCCUGGUUCUGGUAGUUGUAUGUUAUGCAUCUGUGCUGCCAAAGUGCUAAUUAGCACAGCUUGUUGAGAUGGAAUUUAACUCUGCAUCUUAAGACUGAAAGACAAUCUUCUUUUUUAUGGCUAUUGUUACAAAGCACCAGAGAUGCUGGGAGAAUAGUUUUGAAGGCAAAUGGGGGGGGCAUCUGAGCUGUAUGAGAAGAAAGAAGUGAUGAUCCUCCAGUGGGACAAAGGGACACUUGAAUUGGAAACGAUAGACUGCAUGUGUCCGUGAGUUACCAAGCUAACUGAAACACUUAAACACACAGAGAGCAAAAAGUGUGUGUGCGCAUCUAUUUGAUAUGAAAUUGGGCUGACAGGUGUGUGUGUGUGUGUGUGUGUGUGUGUGUGUGUGUUGAUUCUCCUCCUCCUCCUCACCUGGAGGCAGGAGGAGUACUGUAUCGAGACUGACAGGUACACAGCGCUCUCAUCAUCUCAGACUGUGUAAUGUGAUGUAAAUGUAAAAUGUCUCCAGGGCAGAGUAGGAGAGAGACAGACAGAGAGAGGGGAGAGGAAGAGGUGUCUGUAAAGACAGAGGAAGGACUUUAUACAUGGAGAAGAACUGAAAAAUACAAUGGAAAAAGGUCAUGAGGAGGAAUAGCAGGAUAACUCUGUGCCGAGUCUCCUGCCUGCCUGUUAGUCUGGAUGUCGGUUUUCUCUCCGCCUCCUUCCUUUUCCCUCUCUAACCAUAAGCUGAUUUAAAUUCUCUCUUCUCUUCCUACAUUCACUCCUGUAUCUGUAAAGGCGAUGUGUUACUGUUGUGCUUUCAUUGUCUCUGUGCCUAUUAUAGUAAGAGACUAAGAGGUUUUAAUCAUGAUAUAAAAUAGUAUAGACCGGACUUAAGCGACCUACUUCUGUAUUCAUAGACACCUGAUGAUGCUUGUUGCUAUGGAUACUGUUCAAUCAAUGCAGGUCGCGUCUCCUUGUGGCAUUCAAGUUGGCUGGACUGUGAAAAUAUUUAGCUACAGCAGAAUUUAAUUGUUUUUGUCGCUUUAGUGAACGUUUGCCGCUUCAGUAUCUUCUUGUCACAAGGCAUACAGACCUGUAUGACAAGAGGAACCGUGCUGCACUGGAAAAAAGUACCAUGGUCUCAAUACUUCCACUUCUUCUGUAUUUGCUGAGGCAGAGAGAAUGUCUUUUCCAUACAUUUUAUUUCUGUGCAUUUUAUUUCCAUUUUAAAAUAUGCAUUUUUGUUCUACAGCUCUCAUCGCUUUAAGUUAAAUAAUUUCCUUAUCCUGCAAACAUACCCUUUGGAUUUGGAGUCAAGUCUUCAUCUCCAUUAGUUUAUGUAUGCUGAUGUAUUUACAACUAAAAAUAUUAUCUAAUGGUAAAAAGAUGUUGACGUCCACCAGAAUAUCAACAGUUAUCGUUUGGCCCACCAUAUUGAGCUAUCCCAUAUCUGACAAAGUAAUCAACAAACAUGUCAGCAUUAAUGGAAAAGGCCAAAUCAUCAAAACUGUACCAACUAAUAAUGUGGACACAUCAUAUUAGAAAAGAGACAGAAAGAAAGAUGCACUCUCCAUUGUUUUAAUGUUUUUUGCAAUCAAGCCCCACUCCUAUCACUUAAUGCUCCAAUCAGAGCUGAGCAAGAAUUUGGACAACUUCCGUAGAGUAGAACAAACUAGAUACCCCGUUCAUGUCAGACUUAGCGUUCACGUCAACAUCCAAUUCAUAAUUACGACGGGGAAACUCUCCUGAAAUGUCUGAAAUAUCCAACUUGGCAUUUAAUAAUACAAAAGUGGCAGAAAACCAAACCAACAUGGACGCCUCACAUCAGCCAGAGACCGCCUUUCAAUAUGAUUAAACCCUAAUUCAGUGGAUAUGGUGUUAUGUCAAUGAACAGUAUUUUAUUCCUCACGUGACCAAUUCUGUAAUCAUACACCUGUUUUGAUGAUGUGAACAUUCGCAAGUCAUGAACAAGGGAAUUUUUCCCAUCUCUUCCAUCCAUCCCAUGUGAUAUGAGCAUGGUACAAUGCCUGCCCAGAGAUCUUAAGGGUAUCCGAGAGAGAGAAGCAACAUUUCAAUCUUAAUGAUCAUUUUCCCACCAUGUUGGCGUCUGCUUGACAGUGACUGCAUAUGACAUUCCUGAAAGUGGACUUCUUAUUACACAAGCAUGUUUUGCAUAAAAUUGAGCCUUUUUCCUCUGGAUUGUGCUGUAUCAGCUGCUGUGGAUGCGAAGCAGAGGGAAGGAGGCUGGGAUUCAGAGCUGCUCAGCUGGAGCUUAGCUGUUCCCAUCCGUCUGAAUGUCAGGAUGGAGCAGAGCAGCAGGAGGGACAGAGAGUGUGUGUGUGAGAUGUUACUAAUAUACCAAAAUACCAAAUGUCCUCAAGGUUAGUAAGAUGAAGGAAAAUAAAGAAAAUCCCCCAACCUGACAACACUUUACCUGCUUUCACCUCUUCAAAGGCCAGUUUAGGGUGAAAGGAACAAUUCAGCCAUUAAAUGUUGUUUAAAACAGGUAAUGGCAAUAAACCUUGCAUUUUGGCAUAUAUUCUGCUGUUUAGUAUUUAUUUAACCAUUAAUGACAAACUAACAGUAUGAAGUUGCUAUUGGUGAUGCUCCCUGCAAGUUUAAAUCACUUUUGUAUUAUAUAUAGUAUUUUCUUAUUCCCUGAGGAGAAAAAAAUGUAGAUACUGUAUUUAGUACUUCCCCACACACUCCUGGGAAAAGAUUGAGUCACAUGCUUAUGAUAUAUGACCCUGUAUAAAGUAGCAAAGGUUGUAUUUUUCCAUUGAAAAAUUACUGUUUGAUCAGAAAUUGGAUAAUGUAAUGUAAACUGGAUAAUGUAGAGACCACACAAGUAAGGUUUCGUGAUGUCCGUACAGAAAUGUGUGUUUAUGUGUGUGUGCCCUUAUUACCAAAAGAGGCUUUCAUUUUCAACUCACCACCACUAGAGGGAGUAGGAGACCUAGGUUGGUAGAUGAGAGAGCCUGUGUAUUUCACUGUGUAACUGGAAUGUGUUUGUGUGUGUUAGACCUCUUUACCUUUGUCAGUAUUAGUGCUUGCCUGAGAGCAGAGCCUAAACAUAAUCCUGUACAUUUUGUUCAUAUCCUUCUUUUUUUAUUAACCUGCUAUCAAACCAACAUGUGAAGUAUAACAUGUUUAACCUGCUGAUGAUCUGGUUUUACAGUCUGUACAGCAUUUGUGUUUAUAAUUUAUUGUUUUGUAACUCUGUUUAGUCAUACUGUUGUUUUAACUUAUUUGACGCCGCAGGGCUAUAGGACCUGACAUGAAUCAUGAAGUGUUGCCAAAGUUAUGAUGCUGAACUCACUCACACACACAUGUGUUCACCCAGCAGAUGGGAGUUUCUGCACUGCAGCAGUAGUAUCUGUCAGGGCAGCUGUGAACUGUGUGGCUUCAAUAAAACUAAACAGAAACCUG
Messenger RNA from Siniperca chuatsi (mandarin fish), 7148 nucleotides. RefSeq names its product Rho guanine nucleotide exchange factor (GEF) 37 (gene arhgef37). NCBI's taxonomy places the organism in Eukaryota, Metazoa, Chordata, Actinopteri, Centrarchiformes, Sinipercidae. The transcript is spliced from 17 exons. Gene Ontology annotation, molecular function: guanyl-nucleotide exchange factor activity; protein binding. The record is from RefSeq and is a predicted model, not a curated record. Gene Ontology annotation, cellular component: cytoplasm. The coding region runs from base 608 to 2983 and encodes 791 amino acids.